AUGUCGUCGCCCCGGAUUUCGCUGUCCGCCUCUUCGCGGCCCGCACGUCUAGACGACUACCUAGGACUAUCACACCCCCCUCAAGCCCGAAAAUCAUGUAUCGUCAAGCCGCUCUCGAUACAAGUAGCCGACGGCCCAGACGGCGCGGUAUCAGGAUUCCUACACCUACCGCCGACGACGUCUGCGACACCCACGUGCAGCACAGCAGCCAUACUGGUCUCGGGCGCAGGAGGCGGCGUCGUAGGACCCUCAUCGAUAUACCUUUCUCUCGCAGACAAGCUGGCGUCCCUCAGGCAGCCCGUGCCGGUCCUCCGACUCGACUACCGGUUCCCCGCGCGCACCAAGUACUCCGUGCGCGACGUGGCAGCGGCCAUGGACGAGCUGCAAUCCUGCUACGGGAUCCAGCACUUUGUGCUUGUGGGAUGGUCGUUUGGCGGCGCGUCCGUCUUCAGCGUCGCAGGCAGCGACACCCGCGUGGUGGGCUGUGCGACGGUGGCAAGCCAGACGGCCGAAACAGACGCAAUCGCGUUGCUGGCACCGCGGCCGCUAUUGCUACUGCAUGGCACGGGAGAUCGCACGCUGAGCCCUGCGUGCUCGCGCCGCUUGUACGAGGGAUACGGCGUGGGGGGCUCGCGCGAGUUGAGGCUUUUCCAAGACGACGAUCAUGCUUUGACGCGGAAUUCGCUCGAGGCGGAGCAGUGCAUCGGCGCGUUUGUGCUGCGGUGUGCGGGACUGGAUGGGCAGGCUGAGAGGGAUGGGCUGACGGAGAGGCUGGUGGGUGAAGGGGAGAAGAUCGAGUUGAUGAGGAGAGGGGGGGAUUUGAGGCGGAAUAAGAGUGUAGAGUAG
Molecule: messenger RNA, 846 nt
Organism: Exserohilum turcica Et28A
Lineage: Eukaryota; Fungi; Ascomycota; Dothideomycetes; Pleosporales; Pleosporaceae
Exons: 1
Coding region: 1-846 (281 amino acids)
Source: RefSeq, a predicted model, not a curated record